CAUAAUAGUGUCCUCGAUUGUUUGACUUGUAUAUUGACUUUGAGCUUUUAAUCACGUAGUAGAUGGAAAAUUCCGUAGUUUUAACACGUUCCAGCUCAUGGAUAACAUGACGGCAAAGAUUUUACAGAAAUCACUUUUCGUAUUUCUUGUAAAAAUACCCAAGCUAAUGAAAUGUUUAAUACUCGAGAAUCCAGAAAUAUUGUAUUAACUUUUCAAUCUACACCGCCAUUUUUGGUUGAGAAUCUUUUGGCAAUAGCUCUAGCAAUUUUAAUGGCUGCACCUUUAAUUUUACGCAUUCAUAGAUUUUUGGAAAAUCGGAAUAAUAAUCAAAUACUUUCUACAGUCAGAGAACUCAAUUCUAAAUUCCAGUAUCGUGAUAAAUGUUUACCUAUUAGAGCAAUAAGAUCAACUCCAAAUUUGAAUCAAAGUGAGUUUUGGAUCACUAAAUCAAAAAACGAAAUGCCACCAAAAGAUGAUAAUGAUGACUCAGAUUCUGAUAAAUCAUUAGAUAAGUUUGAUAUUUAUAAUUACAAUUAUUAUCGUUAUAAAUUAAUUGGUGAAAAAUUGACUAAACAAUAUGGUCUUAAUCAAGCACCAGGAGAGGUUAUCUUUAAUUCAUUACAUCUCAAUUCCAUUGAUUCAAAUACUGGAAUAAGAUUAAAUAAAAGAUAUGAGCAUAACUUUUUUGAUUGCGUAGAUAGCUAUUUUAGAAAAAAAAAUAAAAAUAUGAAUAAUGGAAUCACAUUAAUACAUCCUCGAGAUUACUUUUUAACGAAAAUAAUCAACAAAAGGCCAGAUACUUUUGAUAAAGCGAUUGAUACCACCGUUUCUACAAUUGAAAUAGAUCAUCUUCCAGAAAUGAUAAGUCCUAAAGCGGGUUUGAAAACACCUUCUAAAGUUUCUCGAAAACAGAAAGGAUCAAAAGCAAAGCCGGAUAAUAAGUUUAAUAAAUUUUCCAAAGGAAAUGAAAUGUUGAAGAAAACGAUUGAUUUUGAAUCAAACUCUCGACCAAGCAGUCCAUUCAAAGAAGCUAAAAGCAUCUCAAAUGAAUCGUCAAUAUCAGAAAAAAUAUCAAAAGUGAAAGAACCGAUAAAAAAAAAUCCUUUCACCCGAGGUAACCCGUUUGUAUUUACCGAAGCAACUAAGAAAGUAUCAUAUUUACGUAAGCCUCGUGAAUUAACAAAUAUACAAGAUGACACAGAAAAUAAAAAUUUUUCAAAUGAAUUUGACAAAAACCUAAAUAAUGAAAAAAAUUUAACAAAAGGCAAAAGCAUUAAUGAAAAUAAAGUAGAAACCAAUAAAUUUCAAAAUAAUACAGAAUCUAUAAAUAUAAAUAAACCUUUAACAAUCACAGUAUUGCCUGAAAAGGAAAAGUUUUUAUCAAGUGUUGCGAAUGAUGUAUUUAACUCUUCUAACAGUUAUUCAUCAAGACCCCAAAGCCGACGAUCGCGGCCCAGUUCAAGCGGUACUUCGUCAAGAGCUUUUAAGCAUUUCAUGCCAAAAGUAAACUCACGGCCUCGAUCUUCUGGAAGUAGUUUUGCUUGGGAAGUUCCUGAUGAUUCUGGAAAGAUAUGGUCCCUUGAAAAUUCUAAUGAACCUAAACCUACGUCAACCACCAGACCUAAGUCAGCAAAUCCUGCUAUCAGUAGAAAAAAAUCCGUAGCUGCUAUGUCAGUUCUUGAAAGUAUAAUAGAUUUAACAUGUAAUGUGACAAUUGAUACUCAAGAUUCUUUCACCACCAUGGGAGUAGAUGAAAUUAAGCAGAGACUCGAAAACAGUGAAUUGCCUUUAGAAUUGAAACAUUCGUUUAAUUUUUCUAGAGAUAAUCGGAACUCUAAAUUGAAUUCAAAAUCAAUUGAAAAACCUAAAAUUAAUUAUCAAAUACCAACAAUACCAAAGACAAAACCAGUUUCUAAAAUUUCUCCUUUUCCAACAAAUCAAUCAAUUAUUUCCGGACAAAAAAAAUCAUAUUUACAAGCACGAUCGGGUAAGUAUUCAAUACACUUCAAAUAACAAGUAUGCAGAAGAAUAAAAGCAAUUAUUAAUUACACUCGG
This is a messenger RNA of Chelonus insularis, 2055 nucleotides long. RefSeq lists its product as uncharacterized. The record is from RefSeq and is a predicted model, not a curated record. Lineage: Eukaryota; Metazoa; Arthropoda; Insecta; Hymenoptera; Braconidae. The transcript has 2 exons. The coding region runs from base 172 to 2013 and encodes 613 amino acids.